AUGAGACCAUUAUCAGCGUGUAUAGCAUGUCGCGAUCGGCGGAAAAAAUGUGAUCGAUCUCGGCCAGGUCUUAGUUGCAAUUUCUGCAUCAAGAGAGGCCUCGACUGUGUAGGAGUCACAGAUGACCCUGUCCCCAACAUCUUGGAAAGACAUUACGAGUCACUUGACAAUCAGACAGAGGAUGGUCGACCUCGUCGUGUCUCGUCCUUGGUUGUGCCUGAUGCCGCUCUGGCCGAGGAGUUGGCGAGUCUCUAUUUCCGGUAUAUGCACAUCACCUUUCACAAUAUCUUACACCGCGCAACCUUUAUGGCUCAAGUAAAAGAUUCUUCUGUCCCAAAGAUUCUGUUCUUUGGUAUUGCGGGCCUGUCGGCGCGCUACUCGACACAUCCAACCUUUGCGUCCAUCACGCCGUGGGAUAGAGGACGGCCGUAUCGCGAUGAAUGUAAGAGGUUGCUCGACCUGGAGGACACUUCAUUGAUUAGUAUCCAAGCUUGCAUGUUGCUUGUAGCAAAUGCUUCUGUCGAGGGAGAUUCUCGGACCGAGUCGGUAUAUCACGCAAUUGCUUCUCGCAUGGCCAUGCUAUUAGACCUCCCAAACUUACCAACCGAGUCCCUUCUGGAGAAGGAGAUUAAUAGAAGAGUAUGGUGGUCUCUUAUUACAACCGAGACAUGGGCAACCGCAACUCAAUCUCUCCCCAGGUCUAUAAAACCACAAAACACGAUCCCGCUACCCAUGGAUGAGCGCCGAUUUGCCUCAUUGAGCUACGACAUGCCAGUUUCGCCGUCUGACUCGUCGCUUCACGCGUCACCCGGUUGCACCUUUGAUCCCCAAUCUUUGGUAGCUCAAAUGAUCCGGCUUAAUCUCUUACUUUACGACAUCAUUCUCUUUCUCAACUCCCGAAUGGUGGAUGAACAUGAACAAUAUACGAUGAGCGGAGAAUUCGAUCAUCAACUCCGCCAUGCGCUUGAUGAGUGGGCCGACAAUUUACCCCCGAGACUUCGUUAUUCUGAGGACAACGUGAUAUACUGGGCUGAUGAGAGCUUUGGUGCUAUUUUUAUAACACUGCAUAUCAACUAUAAUCACGCCGGCCAACUCUUAUUCUACCAACACCUUCACUCUGCUCAAGAACAGGAUCAAAGCGAAGACGGUACACAAGGGUUUGCCCAGCGAUGUAAACAGCACGCAACAAACUUAUGCGACCUCAUCUACAAAGCGAAGCGGCGAUCAGAUACGGUAGUUCUAUAUCCGCUUGCUGGGCAUAUACUAUGUCUGGCUUCUACGGUUCAAAUCCAUACACUUCUCUUUGGAAUCGACGAUGACGAGAUCGCCGCUGCCAAGACGCGGUUGGAAAGAAACUUUGAGAUGAUUUCAUCAAUGAACAACUAUUGGCCUAUGAACCAUAUGUCCAUCAGUCGGCUACAGCAUUUCCAUAAUGCCUGUCUCCAGAGUAAAGAUGACUCAUUUCGUUUAGAUGCUUGGAUGCUUCGAUUCCUAUUGGGGUUUUCACAGGAUAUCACGGAUAGGGAUGCAAUCUGGAUGUAUGGGAACCAGGCGCUGGAUGAGUUUGAUCCACUGAGGGAUCUCUUGGAUAUUUAA
Fusarium sp. VM40 is the source of this 1596-nucleotide messenger RNA. The record is from the annotation of a GenBank genome assembly. Lineage: Eukaryota; Fungi; Ascomycota; Sordariomycetes; Hypocreales; Nectriaceae.